UGGUGGGGGCGGAGUUCGCGGAGCCCCAAUGAAUGGGGGGGAGCCGGAAGCAGGAAGUGAGUUUGCGAUCGGAGCAGCUGCUGCAGGGCCCAUGGCGGACACCCAGUACAUCCUCCCCAAUGACAUCGGCGUGUCUAGCCUGGACUGCCGCGAGGCCUUCCGCUUGCUGUUACCCACAGAGCGCCUCUAUGCCCACCACCUGUCACGGGCUGCCUGGUAUGGAGGCCUGGCCGUGCUGCUGCAGACCUCCCCUGAGGCCCCCUACAUCUAUGCCUUGCUCAGCCGCCUCUUCCGUGCGCAGGACCCCGACCAGCUGCGCCAGCAUGCCCUGGCUGAGGGCCUUACCGAAGAGGAAUAUCAGGCGUUCCUGGUCUACACUGCAGGUGUCUACUCCAACAUGGGCAACUACAAGUCCUUUGGUGACACCAAGUUUGUUCCCAACCUGCCCAAGGAGAAGCUGGAACGUGUGAUCCUGGGUAGUAAGGCCGCGGAGCAGCACCCGGAGGAAGUCGGGGGCCUCUGGCAGACCUGCGGGGAGCUCAUGUUCUCUCUGGAAUCGAGGCUUCGACACCUCGGGCUGGGGAAGGAGGGAAUCACCACCUAUUUCUCUGGGAACUGUACCAUGGAAGAUGCCAAACUAGCCCAAGACUUUCUGGACUCACAGAACCUCAGUGCCUACAACACACGGCUCUUCAAGGAGGUCGGCCAGGAUGGGAAGCCCUGCUACGAGGUGCGGUUGGCUUCUGUGCUGAGCACAGAGCCUAUUCUGGACUCCGAAAUGAAUUCCAAGCUGAAGAGCUAUGAAUUCCAGGGAAGCAAUUUCCGGGUGACCCGGGGAGACUAUGCACCCAUCCUCCAGAAGGUAGUGGAGCACCUGGAGAAAGCCAAGGCCUAUGCAGCCACCAGCCACCAGGAGCAGAUGCUGGCCCAGUACAUAGAAAGCUUCACCCACGGCUCUAUCGAGGCCCACAAGAAGGGCUCUCGCUUCUGGAUCCAGGACAAAGCCCCCAUCGUGGAGAGUUACAUCGGGUUCAUCGAGAGCUACCGAGACCCCUUUGGCUCCCGCGGAGAGUUUGAAGGCUUCGUGGCCAUGGUGAACAAGGCCAUGAGUGCCAAGUUUGAGUGGCUAGUGGCAAGUGCGGAGCAGCUGUUGAAGGAGCUUCCCUGGCCCCCAGCCUUCGAGAAGGACAAGUUCCUCACCCCCGACUUCACCUCCCUGGAUGUUCUCACCUUCGCCGGCUCCGGCAUCCCUGCCGGCAUCAACAUCCCCAACUAUGACGACCUAAGGCAGACGGAAGGCUUUAAGAACGUGUCGCUGGGGAACGUGCUGGCCGUGGCCUAUGCCACACAGCGGGAGAAGCUCACCUUCCUGGAGGAGGAGGACAAGGACCUGUACAUCCGCUGGAAGGGACCCUCCUUUGACGUGCAGGUGGGGCUGCACGAGCUGUUGGGCCACGGCAGCGGCAAGCUCUUCGUGCAGGAUGAGAAAGGAGCAUUCAACUUUGACCAGGAGACAGUGAUCAACCCAGAGACAGGAGAGCAGAUUCAGAGCUGGUACCGGAGCGGGGAGACCUGGGACAGCAAGUUCAGCACUAUUGCCUCCAGCUAUGAAGAGUGCCGGGCAGAGAGCGUGGGCCUCUACCUCUGCCUCAACCCCCAAGUGCUGGAGAUCUUUGGCUUUGAGGGGGCUGAUGCAGAAGAUGUGGUCUACGUGAACUGGCUCAACAUGGUUCGGGCCGGGCUGCUUGCUCUGGAGUUCUACACCCCUGAGGCCUCCAGCUGGAGACAGGCCCACAUGCAGGCCCGGUUUGUGAUCCUGAGGGUCUUGCUGGAGGCCGGCGAGGGACUUGUUACCGUCACUCCCACCACAGGCUCCGAUGGGCGCCCAGAUGCCCAGGUCCACCUUGACCGCAACAAGAUCCGGACCGUGGGCAAGCCCGCCCUGGAGAGGUUCCUGCGGAGACUCCAGGUGCUGAAGUCCACAGGGGACGUGGCUGGAGGCCGGGCCCUGUAUGAGGGGUAUGCGGCGGUCACCGAUGCACCCCCCGAGUGCUUCCUCUCCCUCAGGGACACAGUGCUGCUCCGUAAGGAAGCCCGGAAGCUCAUCGUUCAGCCCAACACUCGCCUCGAAGGCUCAGAAGUACAGCUUCUUGAGUAUGAGGCCUCAGCUGCUGGCCUCAUCCGAUCCUUCUCUGAGCGCUUCCCAGAGGAUGGGCCCGAGUUGGAGGAGAUCCUCACCCAGCUGGCCACAGCUGAUGCCCGGUUCUGGAAGUGCCCCAGUGAAACCCCAUCUGGCCAGGCUUGAGGCAGAUUUGCAUGGCCCUUCCCCCACUCCACUAAACCAAGGCUGCAAGUGGCCCCCUUUUUGUCCGUGUCUUAGGGGCUAGGGGAGGGGCAGGAGCUCGGACCUUGGUGCUACCUCAGCCGAGGGUGGCGACACUAAGCCCUUCCAUUUGACAGCACUUUCCAGCUUACCAAGUGCUUCCCCUGUGUUAUCUCAUCUGAUCUGCACUGCCCUCUGUGGGGUGAGCAAGGCAGGACUCCUUACCCGGCUUCCCAGAUGAGGCAAUGCAGGUUCUGAGAAAGUGACCUGGCAUCCUGCAGGACUCAAAACCUCUCCCAGUCCAGUGCUCUUCAUGUAUUACUUUUAUAACCAGAAAAAUAAAUAUUAGAAACCACCACCAUC
Molecule: messenger RNA, 2686 nt
Organism: Aethalodelphis obliquidens (Pacific white-sided dolphin)
Lineage: Eukaryota; Metazoa; Chordata; Mammalia; Artiodactyla; Delphinidae
Gene: DPP3
Product: dipeptidyl peptidase 3
Exons: 18
Coding region: 29-2305 (758 amino acids)
Biological process (GO): proteolysis
Cellular component (GO): cytoplasm
Molecular function (GO): metalloexopeptidase activity; dipeptidyl-peptidase activity
Source: RefSeq, a predicted model, not a curated record